Messenger RNA from Cephus cinctus (wheat stem sawfly), 4796 nucleotides. RefSeq names its product F-box/LRR-repeat protein 16. Bases 1730 to 3145 code for a protein of 471 amino acids. Gene Ontology annotation, molecular function: protein binding. The transcript is spliced from 7 exons. NCBI's taxonomy places the organism in Eukaryota, Metazoa, Arthropoda, Insecta, Hymenoptera, Cephidae. Gene Ontology annotation, biological process: SCF-dependent proteasomal ubiquitin-dependent protein catabolic process. Gene Ontology annotation, cellular component: SCF ubiquitin ligase complex. The record is from RefSeq and is a predicted model, not a curated record.
UUGUAGAACAACGAACCUACCAGAUGCUUGCACGUUAAAUAGAAGUGUCACGAGGAACAAUAGUGUUCUCCAUCAAAUUAAUAUUCUUUCAAAUAUUCUAUAAAAGAUGAUAUAAAUAUAAAAUAAAUAUACUACCAGUCUAACACAGUUUAUGCUAUCAUAAAUAAGAACUUUAUGGUAAACUAUAUAAUAUGAUCACGUCAGAAUUCGCAGUGAAUCCUAGAGUCUUUAUGUAGAGCAGUACAAGGCAAGCAGUGCUGCUGGCUCUAGUUUGGAAACCACUGCUCAACGGCGGUGAGGGUAGUGGGAGGCGCCCGAACAAGUUCAGCGCGGGUAUCGAUUCAGUCUCGCUGAAACCACCCCCGUUGUCGAGCCAUUGCCUCGUCGUAUACCCAGUGCUCCGUUCACGUUUUAGUUCACUUCUUGGACAGAAAUGCUCUCCUUACGAGUCAAUAAAUAUACAGUGGCUUAUUGCAAAUAUAAUAAAUAAAAAUGUAUAAAAUAUAUCUAUAAAAUAUUAUUUGGUGAAUCUUCUUCACAUCGAUCCUGAAAACGACUCUACGAGAUGUUCGAACGUUCCUGAGAACGCCGCUAGCUUUCGCGGUAUUGAUUUGCUUUGUAAGGUGAUUUUUAAACAGCCGCACAUCACACUCCAUUGCUCGCUCUUCAAUAUAUUGUGGAAUAAGUGUUCCUCGCAGAAGAGUAUCACUACGUGCUGCUUCAUAUAUCACUACAAGAAUUUUUCAAAUUAAUAACAGCUCUUGACAUAUACAUCACAUGCCAGAGAAACAGAGAGAUAAUAUAUAAUUCAAUGGGAAUAAAUUGUCAGGAUAUUUUGUCCAUAAUCUCUUGUUCGUCACCAUUUGAAAUCGUGUUUCACGUUCUUGAUAUAUAUAAUCCGGUGUUGAAUAAUUUAUCAUCGCUGGAUAAUUAGUCUUUAGAUAUAUGAAAAGAUCCUUUCUGGUUAAAUUCAUAUCUGAAGGAUAUAAAUGUAUAUCUGGAACUGAGAAGGUGCAUCCGACACCGUAAAAAUAAAAUAUGUCGAAAUUAAAUAACAAGCAUACAAAUGUCAGCUCUUCUUGACUACAAGUCGACCUAGUCGGAAGGGAACGAUUUAAAUAAAAAGUGGACCUUGAGAAAUGUCUUCGAUAUCCGCCCAAGGAGUCGUUGAGAGAGCCAGUGCAGAAUUGACGAAAAGGAUCAACGUUUUGGGAUUUCGCGGAUCCUCGAAGCAUCAUGCCCUCUAUAAAUGUAUUCUACAACGUGCAUUUCACCUAUAUUGACAAUCACUGGAAUUGUAACUGCAGUGGGAUCAAUAUAAUAUCGUUCGAUACUUGACUGAAUUAUAGAGACAGAACAGCACAUUGUUUAUCAAAGUAUUCUUCUCACGUUGUCAGUACCGAAGGAUAAACUUGAAAAACUCGUCCUUGUAUUAGAGAAUUAUGUGACUACUUAUGUGCCUGUUUGAGAGGCUUUGAAUCAGAUCCAGGCACAGGUCGAAAUUGGACGCAUGCCAGAAACUAUCCAUCCAGGAUAAAAUCAAGAAUAAGAAAAUAAAUUUUCCUUUUGGAAAUCAAUUAACAGUUUAUACUUUGAGUUUACUCAUUGUGCAUACUUAUUCUAGGAUAUUAAUGCUACGUAUUGUAUAUUUUUUCUACAAUCUUAGAAUAUCCCCAAUAUUAUUGUGACUCUUCUUUUUCUUCACGUAGGCGGCGGAAAGACGAGCGUUAUGGAACGAGUUACAAAUGUCUUUUGCGGAGGAGGAGGUGGCGCAAAUACAAAUCUGCAAAGUUCAAAUGCGAAUGCUAUUCCCGAAAAGCCGAGCCGGAGUGUCCCAAUGCCAAGCAAUAAUCCAGCUGUGGGUAACAAUAAAGGAUUGAACAAUUGUACCAGCAAUAGAACCAGAAUAGGCAGGUCGAAUAGGUCAAAGAAUGUACCCUUAGCUAGUGGUGGUACCGGUGGAUACGUACCACCCUGUACCUGGGAUCAGCUUACACAGGAUGAUCAUUUCCUUGGAAGAUUCUUCCUGUUCUUUAAUGCUGGGGAGAGAAAAAUUCUUGCACAGGUUUGCUCAAGAUGGAGGGACGUUCUUUACGCUAGACCAAGACUAUGGGCCGGUCUUGUGCCAGUAGUCAGAUGCCGGGAAGCACGUGCAAUGGCUUCAAGUUCCAGGGCACGUCUUUAUGCCAGUCUAGUGAGAAGAGGUUUUCACUCUUUGGUACUACUUGGUGCUGCUGAUGAAGAUGCUCUUGAAUUGACACACAGCUUCCCAUUAGCGCAACGACACGUGCACUCCUUGUCGUUACGUUGCUGUGCUGUUACUGACAGAGGAUUGGAAGCAUUGCUUGAUCAUCUUCAGGCAUUGUUCGAGCUCGAGUUGGCAGGCUGUAAUGAGAUAACUGAAGCUGGUCUCUGGGCUUGUCUCACUCCCAGGAUAGUCUCGUUAUCCUUAUCCGACUGUAUUAACGUUGCUGAUGAAGCUGUUGGUGCUGUUGCUCAACUGUUACCCAGCCUCUAUGAAUUUUCGCUGCAAGCUUAUCACGUUACGGACGCAGCUCUUGGAUACUUCAGUCCUAAACAAAGCGGAUCCUUGAGCAUUCUUAGGCUGCAGAGCUGUUGGGAACUCACGAAUCAUGGAGUGGUCAAUAUAGUGCAUUCUUUGCCCAACUUGACAGUGCUUUCACUGUCUGGCUGUAGCAAAGUAACAGACGAUGGUGUCGAGUUGAUAGCAGAGAAUCUGCCAAGACUUCGCUCAUUGGAUCUGAGCUGGUGUCCCAGGAUAACAGAUGCAGCCUUGGAAUAUAUUGCCUGUGAUUUGAAUCAUUUGGAAGAGCUUACAUUGGACAGGUGCGUCCAUGUUACUGACAUCGGUGUAGGUUAUAUAUCCACAAUGGGUUCCCUAAGCGCUUUAUUCCUACGCUGGUGUUCGCAGCUGAGAGACUUUGGACUUCAGCAUCUAUGCGGAAUGAGAUCACUUCAAGUGCUUUCGGUAGCAGGUUGCCCAUUGUUAACAAGCAGUGGAUUAUCCAGCUUAAUACAAUUGCGUCAUCUACACGAGCUAGAAUUAACCAACUGUCCAGGAACAUCUCGUGAACUCUUUGAUUAUCUACGCGAACACCUACCAAGAUGCCUGAUCAUAGAGUGAAGUAUCAUCGUGUAAUAAAAUUCUGAGUGUUCUCUACGUUUUAUUAUAUCGACUACGUUCAAGAGAUUGGCGGCACUCGUUAUCAGAAGCUGCGCCUCUCGUAGUAUAUGGACCGAAACGAGAUGCUGCAGUCUUUAAGUAUUUUAAAGACUUCACGCUAAGCAAUAUGCAGGAAAGUGAGAGUUUAGCUAUAGAGGAAUCUGAACGAGAUUAUUACGAGUACAGAUGAAUAACAUGGGGUUACUCAACUGCCUUCUGCUGGUAUAAUUCGGUCAUAUAUAUCAUUUUAAUCACUCGGAGGAUCCUAUCGUUCUUAGUUGUGGUUGUCCGUACUGGUAUACAUAAGAUUACAGUCUAGAACAUUUUUUAAUACUGAUGCUGCAGGGGUGUAGCAGCCAUUGCUCUGUUUUUAAAAGCGAGACUUACAAUUUUGCUCAUUAUCACUGACCACAAUAUAACGUCGAACCGAAUUUCGUUUUUUAUGUUGAAAUCUCACGUCGCUACUAUUAUCUUAAAAAUUGUAUUAGUUAUGUUAAGUUAUGUUUCUACAGUUAAGACAAAAUAGAAGAGGCAUUGAAAGGCUUUAUGCGUUGCUUCUCCAAAGAUUCUGUAUAGUACAAGAAAUAAUGAUGGGAUAAGUUGAGUAAGAUGAUGAUCAAAAUGAUCUCCUGAUGCAUGUUGAAUUAUAAUGUAUUGAUUUUGUAGAUUUAAAGUGCGACGUGACGCACGACAGGACCGGCAGUUAUAACUGUGAUAAAUUUCUAUUGUAGUUUGUUUUGUUUCAUUUUCAUGGAUGAUAAAAGAGUUUAGAUCAUCGCAUUGCCAACUCUUACCUUUGGUCUGCUACUUAUAAUUAACGAAAGUUACCAGAGCUAGUCACGUUGCUUUAGACGAGCUACCUAGCGGGCACAAUGUUAAUAAAAACAUUCCAAAUCGUGUUAUACAAUACUCUACUUCUAGGAAUCUAUUCUCUAAGUCAGUGAUUCGAUAAAACGUGUCUUGUGAGAUGAAAUUUCAAAAGGAAAAGAAAAAGGAAGAAUGAAAGGUCAGGAGAUCUGCAUCAAUUCACUGUAACGCGUAGGAAUAACUUCACAUCCUACCUUCUUAGUGUUCUUUAAAUUUAAGAUUUUCUCCCUCGCUGAGUUUGAAAAUUUUUUUCAUUAGCUAACGACGUAUAGUAAUAUAUAUUCUUAAAAUAUUUUGUGUGAAUGAGAUUGUUGAUAAUUUUAAUUAAAUUAUUGUAAGUCCCACGGUCGUCAUUGACGUUAUGGAUGUAUCGAAAGGUAUAUAUAUGAUUAAUCAUUCAGACCCAUUCAUAAACAUCCUUCGCUAUUGACGAUACGUAAUUUUAUUCAACGCAUGUCAAGCCGCUGUUAGAACGUAGGGAAGUAUAAUUUUUACAAGUGAAUAUAUUUUCCGUCAACUUAUGUCUUUAAGAUGAAAUAAGCCGCGAGCGAGGACUUUGUAUAUAUUGUACAAAAAAAGUAUAAAUUCAAUUACUAAUCAAAAAUACAGACUCGACAUCGUUUCGAAUAAUUGCGUCACUUUAUUGUGGCUCUUUACUAAUAGGGUAACUAGUGUUAAGAAUAAAUAACUACAGAAGCCAGAACAAGAUACGAUAUACAGUCAAAUAAAAAUAUUGUCCAAAAUU